AUGUUAAAACAAGAUAUGCUCAACCCCUCGCUUGCCGACAUCUUAUGGUAUCAACGACUCUCUAAUCGCGAUAAGUCCGACGCUCUGCCUCUGGACAUCUCCCCAAAUGCCCACCCUUUCGUGCUUGCCGGUCAAGGCCAAUGUUAUUAUUGUGCUAUAUUUGGUCACCGUCAGUUCUCAUGUCCUAUGAAGGCCAAACAUAAGAAAGGCGAGUUGCUCGCGGGGGAGAAGAUAGGACGGCCAGCGUUACCAUUUGGCGAAUGGCGCCGCGUCAAAAACGGGAAGACAUACAGCACAGAUAUGUUAGGAGGAAACACUCAGCCCAUUGUGCCGCGAGUCAGGUCUGGGCCCACGGCGAUGACUGUACCUGGGAACCCUUCGACUUCUACGAUCCAUCCUCCAGCUUCAUAUGUACCACACGUUUCAAGUCUAUCAGUACAUCCUCCUUCAUCUCCCGGUGUAUCAUCUUCAGAUGAAGAGUAUCUGGCGCAAUUGGUCGCUGAAUUGGAUGCCGGAGCCAAAUUGACGCCAGAGCCAGAUUCCAAUCCUUUAGAUGAUGACGAAAUCAGUGACCGAGCAGCCGACAUCAUGUUGAUUGAUGAACGCGGUGACAUCGAAGGGAACAUGAACGCCAUUGAACUCGUACCAGAUGCAGUGCCGGGAUCCCACUCAGAAGACGUGGAGAAGACGAUGGACGACAGUCCGGUGAUACAACACAGCCGCCAGUCGCCCCCACCAUCCCCUCUGUCCAAAAUCGAGUAA
Messenger RNA from Melampsora larici-populina 98AG31, 762 nucleotides. RefSeq lists its product as uncharacterized. The transcript has 3 exons. Gene Ontology annotation, molecular function: zinc ion binding; nucleic acid binding. NCBI's taxonomy places the organism in Eukaryota, Fungi, Basidiomycota, Pucciniomycetes, Pucciniales, Melampsoraceae. The record is from RefSeq and is a predicted model, not a curated record. Bases 1 to 762 code for a protein of 253 amino acids.